Molecule: messenger RNA, 13682 nt
Organism: Dromaius novaehollandiae (emu)
Lineage: Eukaryota; Metazoa; Chordata; Aves; Casuariiformes; Dromaiidae
Exons: 30
Coding region: 235-12243 (4002 amino acids)
Molecular function (GO): protein binding
Source: RefSeq, a predicted model, not a curated record
CUUUAAAUUUGCGCGUAGUUGCCCGAGUCCUGUUUGCAGGCAGAGGGGCUGGAGGGAAGGACUCUGCGAUCGGGUCCUUCCUAGGUCCAUUUGAGAGUGAGGUUUUCUGCAACAAGGACGUUUCUCCACCAGCGGAAGUUCCUGCGUCAGUGCAAUUGUGAUCAGCCUCAGAGCGCGACUGCCAAGAGCAUGUUUUUCAGACUUUCGCUCCAGGUGUAAGGUGAAUUCACCAAAAUGGCAUCAAUACAUCAGAGACAAAACGAGGAUCUCAAUCGUUGUCACUUGCGGAGGAUCGGAUGCAAACCCACGGUCGCUGGUGUUGCUGAUCUUAUUCACUUUUAUAAGGACGUUACACUGUUUGGCAGAAACAAAGAUGUCGUGGACUACUACAUUAGCUCUCCAGGUGAAACAAAAGACUGCAUAUCGCGACAUCAUGCCAGAGUGAUUCGAACCGCUGAUACUUACGAGCUCGUGGAUUCCAGCCUGACAGGCGUUUAUGUUAAUGACAUCAAAAUUGGUGGUAAAGUUAUCUUGCAGAAAGGUGAUACUGUUAUAUUUGGGCAUCCCACAGAAAGAUAUGUAAAGCCUGGAACACAAGUUCGUCAGCCAAACUCACAGCUCUGCUUUCUGUUUGAACACUGUUGCUGCAGGAUUGACCAGUGGCAAAAUGCCUGUGAUGAGAUGAGGAAUUUCAUACCACAGAUUCCAUUACUCCCGUUAACAUCUCCAGAGGUUCCUCAAUUCAGCUCAAACUUGGUGUUUGAGAAAAGCGUUAGUCUUCCUGCUCAACCCCCAUCAACACAGACACCCCGAGAUACUCCACGUAAUGUUGGAGCUCUGUCUGAGUCUAGUAUGUGUUCUGGAGGGAGAGAGGCUUCCACGGUCACCGUGUCCUUGCCAUUUAGUUCUGUGGGAUCAAUAAAAUUUUCAGCUAAGUCCUCUGUCUCUACAAAUUUUACUACUGUGACUUCAGCCAGAUUUGAAAAGCAAGGAACCUGUAAAUCAACUGCAAUAUCAGAUACUACCCUGAAAGGUUGCACUACAUUGGAGCCUCUGCUUUUACGCUCUGCUUCACCCGAAUAUGAGGUAAUGAGCAGGAAUUCAGCAGUGACUGCGGAGUCUGUUCAACAGGCAGCCUUUUUGCCUCAGGAAAAUGUCUCAAGCAAAACAAAACUGAUAAAUCCUGACUUGCUACCUAUGGAACAAAGUGAAGGCCAGACCUAUGCAUCAAGAUCCAUCCCAGAAUCUUACAAACUAUUUCUGGAAGAAAAACGGGACAGUGAAGGAGUAGAAAUGGAACCUUAUUCAGCAGCUUCUCCUAAUGAGGAACCUGUGAUACCCAGGGAUAUUGUGAGGGCAGACGAUUGUCACCCGUGUAGCAGAGAGCUAGUUAGUCUUUCAGUUGGCAUGUUAGCUCUUUCAGACUCAUCUCAGCCGGGAUGUCAAGGCCAACGUGUUCCUCGGUUGUUAGAACCUGUAGCUGACAAGUCAGUGCUUCAGAGUUGUGAAGGGUCUGACAGUGAGUUAGUGGUGAUGGAGACUGAUGUUGAUGAAUGCACAGAUGAAAUGGUUAGAUAUGAAACUGCUGAGACUUCAGGACUUGGCACUCAGGUUAUGAAUCUACUUGAGGCCACAAAAGAAGAUACGAAUAAUGUGCCAUUAGUCAGUAGUUACAAGGAGAAGACAACAGAAAAGGAAAGUCCUGUGGAGCACCACAGAGAGACCUCUGAGGAACGGCAUAAACCUGAUGUUUGUGCACGUGAUGCUUCAUGUGAGACUACAUUUUUUACUGAAAUAGAAAUGUAUGAAUAUUAUCCAAAGAAAAAAAAAUGUUCUUCUGUUAACAGCUCAACAGAAUCAGUCACUGACAUAAAAAAUAAUUCAGAAAAUGGUGACCCUAUUAAAAGAACAAGGGGUCUUGAAGGUCAGCAUGCCACUGUAAAACAAAUAGAGAAUCAAAAAAACCCAGUGCGUUCUGGUAUUAAAACUGCAGCAGCAGAAGAGGAGUUGCUGUCUGAAACCACUGAGGCUCUAAGCAUUAGAGUGCAGGACACGAGUGUACAGCUGGAGCCAGAAAUGAAGCUUUUGUACUCUGAGACCAAAAGUGACCUUACGUCAACUUUAAAAGAAAAGAGCAUUAGUCCAAAUGAGAUGGAAAAACAAGUUAGUUGUAAUAUUGUAGAAAGUGACACUUAUCCCUUAGCAGAGAGAGAAUUGGGCUUAGGAAUGAUAAAUAGUAGCCCAAAUAUAAAAACGCAGCAGCCUGGAACUACUUCAGAUCCUUGUGAAUCAGCUGAAGCUAACCAUGAUAAAAUCAUUAUGGUAGUGAACACGGGUUGUGGUGAAGAAACAUGCAAUAAUCGUGUUUUUGAUUUACAAAAUGCCUUCCAUCAGAACCUCCUGUUUGCAGACACUGAAGGAAUUAAGCCAGUAAAUCAGGACUGUUCUCAUGCACAAAAUACUCCUGCAAAGUAUGCAGCGAAAGCAGUAUCUCUCUACGAGAGCCAAAUGGUUCCUGUCAAAUCCACGGUUGAUGAUGCUGAUGCUCUGUUAUUGCAAAGUUGCGCUGCUGGAAACGUAGAUACUGGUGCCAGUCAGAUGGUGAUCUCCGAUGGUGAAACUCGGGCUGUGAUCAGUUCAGAAGAUGAAGAAAUAGCAGUGGAUUCUCAUGUUGCAGAAGACAGACUUGUAGUAAAAAGUACCGUAGAUGCUACAGUACCAGAUACCCAUCUUUCUUCGCAAUGUAUCAGUGACAGUGUUGUACAUUUGUCUUCUGCAAACCAAGUCUCCUCUGGAGGUGUAGUAUGUGAUUCACUCUAUAAGCAUGUGUCAUGUUUUGGAUGUUUGCACUCUGAAAACCCAUCCGGACAUCCAGUCCUGAAGGAAGGAGGGCCAUAUCACUCAGGAGCACUUGUCAGGCCCUCAAGGGGAGUGAACGCCACAGCUCAGGAGCAGCAGGGCAGAGUGGUUUCUCAAGUGGGUGUCAGUGGAGAGGAAGGUGGUGACGUUGUCAGGACUUCAGUGGGUGAGACUGAGAACCACGGAGCUCCUGCACAACCUGAGUCUCUAAGGGGAUGCAACGCCUGCGACACGCUACGCUGCUGCCAGGCAGCUGUUUCUGUGCCUGCUGCUCCAAAUGCCUCCGUUUGCACUGAGUCUGAAUGUGUUCAGUCUCGCUCUGCUCAUCUGAUUUCACCUUUAUCUAAAGGGGAGAUGCCAAGGGAGGCUGGCAGUGAUUUUAAUAAAACAAAACACUUACAAGUGGGUGCUUCUCAAGAAGAAAUGGAAGAAACAAAUGUCAUUAUUUUGGCAUGGGAUGGUGAGGGGAAAUGUGAGGAUAAAGAUAACAGUGAAGCUGGGAUGGAAGUGGAUAUAUCUCCUGUUGUGGAUGACAUUGAAGUAUCUCAUACAGAAGUGGGAACUGAAACUAGAUUCAUAAAGAAGAGGAAAACCAAUUCAGUAUCUGCAAAACUUUUAGAAGAUGGGAACAAAGAUAGAUCAACAAAGCAUAAUUAUUAUGAGGAAGAUGAAACUAAUGUGCCUAUGGACACAAACAUGCCUUCAAGUAGAACUGUAGAUGUGCAUGUUGAAACCAUUCAUGAUGGUGCAAAUGACAGUGCCUUGAAAGAGUUCUCUGAAGAGAUGGAGAUGAGCCCUGCAGGCUCUGCACAAACAGCAGAGAAAGAGCUGUUUUCAGGGUUAGAAACAUGUGAGAGAGAGACAAUCUCUGUAGCCUUGUGCUCUCCUAUUAAAGGAAUAUUUUUGGAAAAUCCAGGAGAGAAAUUGCUAGCAGUUACUAAUUCAGAUUCAUCUCUGAAUUUAGGUGGUGAAAUUCCUAAUGAUCUUCAGCUGCAGGAUAAUGGCUGCAUAGAGGAAAAGGAGGGGUCUUUGAAAGAAAAUCAGUCACUUUUAUAUACUGCUGAAAAAGAAAACACGGACACCAACCAAAGUCUGAAAGCAUUUGAAAUCUCUGUGGUCUGUUCUGUGGAUUCCACAUUUGAUAAUGGCAGUGAUCGAAGGCUGAACGCUGCUGAUGGCCAGGAACAGAGGGCAGCUUGCUCAUCAGAGGAUGAUGUGCUGUCAGAAGAAAAACACGAUGAUCUCUCAGGCAGUAUUGAGAGGAAAUCUUAUCAAGAGACAAAGGAAGAUGUUGAAAGCAAAAAUACCACAAGAAUGACAGGAGAAAGAAGGGCUUCAAGACCAACUAUAAAUGAUAGUAUGUCAGAGCAACAGAAUGACCAAGAAAAUGAAGACUUAGCUAGGGACUGGGGAAAUGCAGCUGUUCAACAGGCACUUCGCAAUUUUGGCAGUACUACAGCUGCACUUGCAGAGAGGCCAGAGCAGAUUACAGACUGCUGCUCCUCUGACUUGGUUUCCUUUCCCUCCAGCCUUGUGCCCGUAGGCUCACCCAGAUGGUGUGAGGGUGACGGUUGUUCCUCUUUGCACACAGAGCCCUCUCGCCCUGUGGACGAAAGGGGAGUAGGAAGUGGUCUGCAGCAUGCACAUGCCUGCUCCUUGGUCCAGCUCUGCUCUGAGAGUGAAGAAGGAGAUGGUGGUGAAGAAGGAUCUGAACCAGCACAUCAUGAACAGUGUGAUAAAUCGGUAGUGGAAAAGGGAAGUGAGGAACCUGCAGAUUUUAGUGAGCCUGAUGAGAGGAAACAGAGUAGUUCCCAGGAUUGUGACUGGAAGUCUCCUGUUAGCUCUGUCUGCUCAGAAUUACAGGAGCAAUCAGUUGAGCUUGAAGACCAGCAGGAAUCUGAUUCUUGUGCCAUUGAACCUCCAAAUUUGGGAAGAAAUGUGGAUUUGAAAUCCAAAGAAGACUGUACGAAACCAUCUCUUUAUCCAGAAGGCAGUGGUGUGGAAGAUGCUGUUUUGGAUGAGGUAGACAGAGAAAAUAUGAACGGUGAAGGUUUGACAACAACUAAUUGGGAAGGAAGUAAUGGUAGUGCUAUUUGCCAGGAUGGUUGUGGAAUCAAACCACAAGCUCCUCAAAUAGGUGUAAAGCCAUGUAGCAUGGGCCAAGAGGAUUUUUCAGCAGGGAUGUGCAAUACUGUAAUUGAAAAGUUUGAAUCUUCUAGAGAAAAUAGAACUGAAGAUCUGAAGGAAAUCGAAAGGGACCCUACUGAUGUGGCCGAGUUCUGCAGUAGACGGGAGUCUCAUUUAUGCAUUCAAGACUUGGAAGCUGAAAAAGGAGAAAAUAAUGGUAUAAGAGCAAAGAUGUUCCCAGUGAACUGCAUUUCAGAGACUGACGUCUGGAAGGAAGGGGAUAUUGUCACCCGGGAUGCAGACGGUGGUUCUGGCAGCGUUGUUUUGUGUAGUGAGCUGCACUGUAACAGAACGGAAAGCGAACCUGACAAAGUGACAGAAACUGCUGCUAUCAGAUCAACUGCAAGAAUAGAAAAGUCAGUGGAUGUGUGUCUGGAGCAAGUGAGUUGUCCUCAUUUUGGUACAGAACGUGAUCUCGCUGAAGUUAAAAUGACUGCAUCUGACUGUCAUAGCACAGGUAUUGCAGCAGAUGAGAAAAUCAUGCUUUUAGUAAAAGACACACCUCUGGGAGGAGAAAAGGAGACCCCAACAACUGAAGAAUGUGAGAGCGUGAGUUUAUACCGUGCUUUUAAUUCCGUGGGAUUUCCCGGUGUGCCGGAGGAGGUGGAAGCUGCGAGCUGCGAAGCUUGUUCCAGUGAACUGGAAGGAAACACUGAUUCUAACCCUUUCCAAACUGGAAAAGAAUUAGAGGAGGGUCGACAGGCUGAGAUUGUUCUGCUUGGUGACCAUGUUCAAGAACAAGACAGUGAGGUUCCUACUGUUCCCUCUGAAGUCAUGAGAACUGUUAAAGAUUCUCCAGUCAGUGAAAUAAAGACUGAGCUCUGUCCAGAAAAAAAUGAGUCUGACUGGGAAACACAAAUAGGUAAGCCAUUACUUCUGCAGGAAGAGAGCCAAGAAACGGAACCCAUGAAAGCUCAAACAAAGAUAUGCCAGCCUGAAAGCAGCCGUGAAGAGCUGAGUAUUUUGGAGUCUCGCUUUGCAAACAGAAUGGAUUGUUGUGAAGAGGAGGAUACAAAUGCUCAAAAUAAAGAGUCAAAGAGAGAGAGCUCUUCCAGGAAAUUAAAAAGACAAGUCACUGGAAAUGAAUGUUUUGGGGCAUCAGAUUCUGAAGAUGAACAGUUUUCUCAGAAGAGACAUUGCCCUCUGGGAUCCCUGUCAGUGCCGGAGUCUGUGUGUGCCCUGCCAGGUGUGACUAUAGCCAUCCCUCCUGCUACCCGUGGCUUGCAGGAGCAUCACGCCACUUCUGUUCGUGAUAUUGUUAGGCAGUUCUUCAAAAAAUAUCCCACUGCUCAAACAUUUGAGGAAACCGAGAAGGAAAACAAUCAAAGUUAUGUUGCCCAGUUAGUGAGAGAUUUUUUUAAAAAUGCAAGUGACUGUGAUAAUCUAGUUAAUGCAGAUGUAACGGAAACGUUUCUGCCACCCCGUGAGGAUGAGGUAGCAGGACACCCCAGUGGCAGUGCUGUAAGUGCGUUAGGCAUCAGUGGAAGCUUAGAAAGAAGAGACAGCUGUUCGUCUGCCCUGCCAGAGCCCGUGUCCCAGGCGGGCGGGUGUCAGUCUGCUGCGUGCGCAUCCGGGUGGACGGGUUGCUCCAGUGCCCGUCAGUUCGUGUGCACGGAGCCUGCUGCCAGCUCACCAGCUUCACCGAGUGAUGUGAUGGAAAAGGAUGCGAGUGAGGCCCCGGCCAGUCCGAGUGCUGACUCUGUGUCUGAUGAAGAGCAGUUUCAGAGUAAUCUCUGUUCAGCAUUAGAUAAUAAAUGUGCUUCUGAAUCUUCCUUGGUGUCUCCCUCUGAGUACUCCGUGCAGAGCACCAAAAGUCUGAGUUUUGUGUUCUCCGACCUCUCCAAUACCUCCACUGAGGAGAAGUUCUGCCAGACUCAUCAAGAAAUCGGUGAUGCCGCUUUGACUGACAUGAGCACUGGUGAGGUCUGUGAAAGGGCUUGUUGCGACAAUUGCGAAGCCUCUGAGACUCGAACCCUGUCAGGUUCUGCUGUUUGCUCCCCAGAAGCCACGACGGAGUGCUGGACAGAUGGAGAUGCAAAUAUGACUUCGUAUCAUGAUGUAACUUCCAGAGAAAAUGAACCAAGUAUGACAAACAUGGUACAGCAGCCAAAGCCAGAAGAUGGUGAUGAAGGCUUCAGGUACGAAACAGAUGCAUCAAUAUUGCACCCCUGUGAAAGAUCACCUCCGAGUAAUGAAAUGUCUAACAGAGAAGACUCGGUUCCUUCUCCCUCUCCUCCUCCGCCUUUCAAACAGACAGAUUCGAGACAUGGUGUCCCCCUGACGUGGGGCUCUGACUUGUGGGCGGAAGGACUGGCUGCAUCUGAUGUUACAGCAAACACUGGUUCCCAAGUAUGUUUAGAAAGAAGGCUGUCUACCAAAGAACACAGUGAUGGUAAUAGAAGAGGCAUUUUCCCUCCUUCGGAAACGUGUCUGGCCAGCACUGCGUGUCCUUCAGAACCUGAAAAUGAGGAAUUGAGCCACGAAAGAGCUAGCUCUCCCUUCUCUCCUGCACCGUGUGCGUCGUCUCAGACGAGCCCUGCUGAACAAGCCUUUCCCCAGACUCCACUCGGACCUAGAAUGAAGCAGCGUUUGCCUCUGAAGAAGAUGAAGAAUACACAUUCGUCCAUCCUUUCUUCUGCUUCCCCCAUGAGCAGCCCUUCUGCGGGUGUUGUGGAUAAUAAAGCAAAAUCUUUUCAGAGCUCUUGUCUUAGCACGCAGGAGGAUCUGUCUUCCUCUGUUCUGUCUCCUGAGAACUGUAAUUCUACUGAGGUGGCGCACAGUGUUGGAGGAGGAGGUGAUCCAUGGGAAGGCCCUUACAAAGAUGACCAGGGCAGGGAUGCUAAGGCAAGACAGCAAAAACAGGAUCAGGAAACUAGUGUCUGUGACUGCCCAGAUGGAAGAGUUACUCCCAGACCAUGCGCUCCAGUGGAAGCAGGAGACUCCUCUGAUUUGCAGACCGUUAAUGAUUUAGGUAAUCAAAAAAUCCUUGCAAGCAACUUCUGCACAUCAGGGGACAAAGACUUCCCAAGGGCGGUUUCAGACAGUCUGCCUCCUGCUCAUUUUCCUAUUUCAUCCUUCAAAGAAGAAAAUGUGCCAUAUCCUUUACAACCUCCAGCACUUCUGGAUGCAUUUAAUCCUCUCGGCAUGGACUCCAAGGAACGUCUCUUCGUUCACUCUGCUUUAGCCCCAACUUUAUAUGCCUCUGAUGCUGCAGAGGUUUCAACCUGCUCGUUAACUACUUCAUUUCAGCUGCAUACUAAAUUGGACUCAGCAGAUAUGCAAACUGAAGAUGAGAUUCUCCUUCCGAAGAAGUCUGAGGCUCUGAAGUAUAGCCCUACGACUCUGGGUUGCGUGUCGUCUCCAAAACUGGAAGAUGCCUGUGACUCCAAGGAUCCCGAUGAUCGUAUGCAAAACCUCCUGUCCGUGUCGGUAGAGAGUACAAAGGCUUAUGACCUUUCGUCUGCUUCUAGGAACUCAGGAAACCUCUCUGGAGGAGAGAGCUCCAAUCUAAAAGCAAGUUUCAGUGACAGAGCGGAGAGUGAGAGCUGGAGAGACUGGGCUCUAUCAGAGGGAGACAUUGAGUUCCAGUUGCAGCGAUGUCAGGCUGUGCUCAGAGAUAUUUCUCAGGUUCUCCAUGCUGUGGAAGGCAUCGAUGGAGAGCACAUGGAGGAAUGGAGAGAACAGAUUGACAAGUUGCAGAAAAAUGCAAAAAUGCCAAAGACAUAUAUUGCUGUGGUAGGAAACACGGGCGCAGGUAAAAGCAGCUUGUUAAAUGCCUUGCUGGGCGAGGAAGCUGUGCUGCCGACUUCUGCUAUGAGAGCCUGUACAGCUGUGGUUGUGGAGAUCUCCAAGACUGCUGAAACCAGCCCAUAUGAAGCAGAUGUAGAGUUUCUUUCUAAAGAAGAGUGGUUUAGCGAGUUGAAAGCACUCCUAGAAGAUAUGAAGGACAAGUCAGGUAACUUGAAGAAACGAUGCCCAGAUCGCAAGACAGAAGCUGGUGUUGCCUACAGCCGUGUGAAAGCUGUGUACGGGAUGGUAGCAGAGCUUUCAAAGCUGGAAGAGUUGCAGGAGGUUACUCAGCAUCUUGGAACAGUGAAACACAUAUCUGCAGUGACGGCCACAGAUUUUCGCACAAAAAUAGAGAAAUUUAUUGACUCCCGAACUGAUAACUUGCGGGACAUGAAAGGUGGAGAAUUCUGGCCAAUCGUUAAAUGUGUCAAGAUUCGUGUUCCCAAGGCUGAUGUCCUGAAGACAGGAGCAGUGCUGGUGGACUUGCCUGGAAUACGGGAUUCCAAUGCUGCCCGGGACAAUGCAGCCAAGGAGUAUCUAAAAAACUGCGAUGCCGUGUGGGUGGUGGCCAACAUCAAUAGAGCUGUGGAUGACAAGACAGCCAAAGAGAUGCUGAACAUCAACCUGCGGAGGCAGCUGCUCAUGGAUGGCCAAUACGGGCGCUUAGCUUUCGUCUGCACCAAGACUGAUGCCUUCAACAUUUCAGAAAUAAUCAGUGAUCUGGAUUUAAAAGAUGAGAUUGAGCCAAUUGAAAGGGAGUUGGAAGACCUGGAGAAUCAACGAGUGCAAAUGGAAUUAGAAAAGGAAAGUCUCUAUGCUGAACUUCAACAGGAGCAGCCAGGGCAGGGACCUCAUGCAGGAAAUUCAGCCUCAUUUCAGAAGGAAAAUGAGCUGAGGAAGAUGAUCUUGGAGAAGGAAUUCAAAAUCAAUGCCUUACUGAGAGAGAAAGAAGCAAAACUUCGCGCCAUUAGUCUGAUCUGUGUUCAGUCCCGAAACAAGUACUCCAAAGAACGAAUUUGGCUGGAUUUCAUCAAUGGCCUUCAGGAAAUGAAGAGGAAAGCAGCACUAGCUGAAUGUGAGGAAGAUGAGUAUGAAGAGGAAAUGGAGGAUGAGGAACUAAAUACUCUGUACGCAAGUGAUCUGGGCGAAGCAGGAUUCCAGCAUAAUAAACUUCAGGUUUUCACAGUCAGUUCCACAGAGUACUUGAAGCUGCAUGGGAAGCUGCUCCGAGAAGGACAGCCCCAGGUCUUUCACAACGAUGAGGAUACAGAAAUCCCAGCUCUGAAGAAGUUUGCAGUUCACGCUGCCCUGCAGCAUGGCAUGGUGGAAACGGAGAAGCUGAUAAGAGACAUGACUCGUAUCAUAAGUCAAGUUGUCAAUUAUCUGACCAACCAGAGAGCAGAGGACCACUCUCAGCGGGCCCAAGCUCAAGAGAUCAUACAGACAUGCCUCUUGCAAGUGCCUGAGCUUCUCCAGGAGGCCGUGGAUGACAGCGUCCAUGAAAUCCAGUACUGCUUCUCUGUCCUGCUGCUGUCCCACCUGAAGAGGGGAGCCAGAAAGGCAGAGGACGUGUGCGAGGAGAAAGUCAGAAGCUGGGGGCUACCUCACUGUGGCUAUCCGUACGCUACGUAUCGAGCUGUGUGUGCCCGUCAAGGCGUGUACAGCUCUGUGGCGUGUGGGUUCAUCGACUUCAAUGAGCAGCUCACGGAGCCUAUAUACAGCACCAUUUCCAUGACCUGGAAUGAGGUUUUCAGCUCUAAACUCAGUGAGUCUGUGAGACAGUUUAGCAAAGCUGUUCUGGAUAAACUGAAACAGUUCUUCAAAGAUCUCAAGAACAAACUCUAUGAGAAAGGUGGAAACACAUAUUCAGUAAAUCACAUACAGAGGCAGCAAAUGGAAGCUGCUCAGGCUUUGUUAUGUAACUUCAUUCUUGAUCAGAUAGAUUACAUCAAUAAAAGGCAGCGUGGUAUAUCUCGUGUCCUGACACCAGAAAUACAGGCUAGCAUGAAACCGGUAUACACAGUUUGUAACCAAGUGAAUGGUCCAGGUUCUUUCCAGAGAAUGAAAGACCUCAUGCAGGAUUACAUCCAUGAGCACAAGCAGAGCAUGUUCAGCACAGCCACAUACAAAUUACAGCAACAGCUUGAGUUGCUGCAGCAAUACAUCUGUGCCAGUUUUGAGUGGUUGGUGCAGAACCUGAAUAAAUCUCUGACUAGGCAAUUUGAGCCAAUACUGAAGACUGUCCAGAAAAAUGACAGCAUCGUUCCAGAUUUAGUAAGCAUCUGUGCCAAAGUUCACCAGAUUUGUAAACUCUCCUUCGUGGAUUACGUGCUUCCCAACCCUAGUCAAAUAGGUGCCUGUUCCAGAUCUGCUUCCCCUGAGAAAGAGCUGCAGGAGGGCAGGGAACCUCCAGACUUCGUGGGAAAGUGCAGUGUUGUCCGUAUUGGGACUUUGCCACUUAUUCAUGUCGCUUCCGUUCAGAUAUCUGUACAAGAAAUCACCAUCAGCUUCAGAGGGCAUGCAAGCCUGACGGUGCCAUUCAGCAGCGUGUAUCUGUGUGAAUGCUGCUUCCAUUUGUAUUAUCUGAACCUGCACGUUUCUCCUGAAGGUGCCAAGGAUAUUUACGCCAGGUUGGGAGCACGGGCUCCCAAAGCAAACCUAGGUAAUGAGGAGGUUCUUGUUGUCCUGGAGACGCCAGAGGACCCGGGGUCUUUCCGUAGGUUGAUUGAAUUCAUAUCAGAGAAACACUCUGGCACUCCCUGGUUCCGCGAGCUGAGCCUUCAGCGGGGAAGAGAGAAGCUGGAAUCUCUGCAGGUGUAUUACACGGCCGGGGAAUCAAAAUAUGGUCAUGGAGAAGAACUUCCUGAGAUUCCAGCUUCCAGUUUGCCAGAGGAUUUACCAGCGGUUGGCUCCACUGCGUGUCAGCCCCUGACUGUUGGCCCGUGGUCGCAUGCAAACAGCAGAAAGAGAGGAGGAGGAGGAGAAAUCCUGUCGCAGCCAGAGAAGAAACACAAAGGCAGUGCUGUAGAGAAGAGCCCAGAAGUGAAGCCAGCCGAGAACCUCCUGCUGAGCCAGCAAAUACCUGGCAGUCUGGAGAUCUCAGCCAAAAGCACUUUGCCAGGUGAAGCUGUGAGCGCAAGCAGAGCGUGCCUGCAAGGAUGUUACCAGUGGACCGCAGCUUCCUUUCAAGGCACAUCCUCAUCUAAGGCAGAGGUGAAACGUGAGACAGACCCCUUCCUCAUCCUGAGCUCGGCAGUCACUGCAGAUGUCUCUCAUGUCCCAGGCGAAGAGGGUGCCUGGAGAACGUGGCAGCCCCCAGAACCUCCGGGAGGCAGCAGCUCCGGUACGGAUGCAAAGGAGACGAGUGGGAAUGCACACCCCGCAAGGGGCUUCUGGGCCGCGCGGUAGUGCCUUGGGGGUAGUCCGUGUGUUUCGGUGAUCUCGUCGUGGAUGUAGCCAGACAUUUGAGCAAUAGGGAAGGCUGCGGAUGUGGAAAGCUGCAGAAAUGAUUCAGAAGCAAAUUACAUCACACAAUUUUAUGCUGAUAAAUUACCCUUCAACAACCACUUGCUGAGCCAAAUCAAGGCAUGAUCUACGCUCUGCUUCAGUUCUUGGCUUCCUGGGAGGAGUAAGUCCAAGAGAGCAAAAGAGAGCUCUGGUAGAAGGCUGCAACAUUUGCUUGAAUAAUACCUGAUAAUUCUUGCCUUUGAGAGGAAAAUUAAGCCAAAUUAUCCAAAUGCAAGAGUGAUACAGAGUUGGGAGUCUGCCUCUGUCCAGAACACAAUUCCGGAAUGCGUCCAGCAACUUCUCAACAUGGCUUUGAACAGAGGAAAGAGUGAAACAGGUUGAAGCAAAAGAAAAGGAAAGGCUCCCUAAAAGCUUUCCUUUUAGUGAAAGACUGUGAAGUCUCUUGAAACAUGUCUUUAAGUCCAGAGCCCUACAGAGUCAAUUCACCAGCUUGGGGAGGGGAAAGGGGAUAGUGUGAACUGACUAGCAACAAACAUUUGCAAUAAUUAAGAUCUCUGGCCAAAAAAGGAAGAAAAAAACACCCCAAAACCAAGGGCAAAUAGUGUCAUAACAGAAGGGUACCAAGCAAUGGUUUGGUGGAUUGCUUGGAUCCUUGUGGAUCGCAGCUGCACAGUAUUUAAAAUUCAGCGAGAAUGGAACAAAAAAGAGACUAUUUUGGAGUUUACAAGUGUUGAGUUGCACUUACUUAGGGGAUUGUUUUACUGAAUGUAGGAUUAAUUUCCUCCUUUCAACUGGCAUAGCCAAAGGUUGUGGCGAGUAAAAGGCCUGGUUUUUCUGUUGGUCCAAGCGGCCGUCCUUGAGUCUCGUCACACGAGCACUUCUUCCCUGGGCUUACACGCUUCCGUGUCCGUGAGGACGUUGUGGAGACGGGGCUUGCCUUGAAGCCUGGUUAGAUGAAAGGAGAAGCCCCAGGUGACGGAGGACUGAGGAGCGGAGUCGACGUGGCUGGUCCACGGGAAGAGCCCGUAUGGUAGAGCUGCGUUUCCAUGCCUUCGUUUACCAGUUUCAUAAAGGCAUUUGCGCUCUGCCGUCAUCUCUGAGAGCACCCGUCCUCUCCUUCCUCUAUCUGUCCUUCCCCCGUUGUGCUGCCUCGUAGUGUACAUGCUUUAAGCAUUUACGUUGUUGGUCAGGGACUUCUGGGAGUAAAGCACAUAAACUUUGGGAGCCGGGCUCGCUGGAAGCGUAUCCAGGUUGGUCAUUUCAGAAGACCGAAGUUCUUUCCUUAAGCUGCUAUCCCGUGCUAACUGCUGUUUGUUAAAUCGCCCACUUUUAUUUUUGCCUUUCCACAUUUAUAUAAUAAAAGAGCACGUUAUUCCCGA